This is a messenger RNA of Carassius gibelio (silver crucian carp), 1475 nucleotides long. RefSeq lists its product as uncharacterized. The transcript is spliced from 2 exons. Bases 199 to 1329 code for a protein of 376 amino acids. The record is from RefSeq and is a predicted model, not a curated record. Lineage: Eukaryota; Metazoa; Chordata; Actinopteri; Cypriniformes; Cyprinidae.
GCUCCUUCAGCUGCACCAGUGCCCAGUGUAGCUGCAUCACUGCUCAGUGUCCAGGCUCCACCAUUGUUCACAGUCCGGGCUCCUUCAGCUGCACCACUGCCCAGUGUCCAGGCUCCACCACUGCUCAGAGUCCGGGCUCCUUCAGCUGCACCAGUACCCAGUGUCCAGGAUCCUUUAGAUACACCAGUGCCCUCAGCAAUGGCUGUUGACGAACACUGCAUUCCUGGAAUGGACCGGGUGGAUGCGUUGGCAGAGUGUCUGGUGGAGCUGCGCACACAGACAAGCCUCACACUUACCAACCAACAAGUUGCGACCAUUGUGGGUCUGUGGCAGAACCUGGACAAAUUUGAUAAAGACAGGGUGGUGUAUGCUGCUCGUCAUCAAGACAGGCUACUUACAGGACGUUUUAGGUCCCCAAAAAAGAAAGCUGUCUUCACUCCUGGUGUCGACAGCACAAAAAGGUGUGUUUUGGGUUCUAGCGGCUCUCCAGCACAGUGGCCUAAUUGCUGUCGCCUUGUUGAAAUGAUUUUCAUAAGGUUAUGUAACAUCCACCGAAGCCCCAAGAAACAGCGGACAGAAUGUCUGUCUAGAUGGGAUCUCAUUCUUCGUGAUUACAGAAAAAUUCGGCAGCUAAUCCUGAGCAAUGGAACGGUGAUGAGUGACACAACCCUUCAGCUAGUUGAGGUAAAUCAGAGGACCCUUACGACAUGGCACAAUAACCGUUUAAAGGGUCAGGAGGUCUCCUUGCUGUUGCAAGGGCUGGACCUUCCAGAGGCACGUCCAGUGGCUUUGGAUGUUUUGCCUCCAGCACGAGUACAGCCUGUUGUGCCUCCACAAUAUAGCCACCAGUUGCAUACCUACCAGAUGCCACCAGACACAGCUGGACAGGCAAAGACAAAGUUUAGAAAGAUUGCGCCCUCAGCUACCUGUACAUCUGCCACAGCAACUUCAAUCUGGCCAUCAGCCGUACACCCUCAGCGUUCAGCCACGUCCAGCCAGCUAAGGACAAUUUGUCCCAGGCCGACAGCACCACACCCAUUGGUUCCUGACACACCCACUGCCCCUGUUGUGUCUCAGAUGUUUCUGGUGCCCUGCCCAGCCCCAUUUUCCACCAUUAACCCUGGAGCAAUUUCCUCUGAGCCACCUGCAAAUGACACAGCCACUCCAACCAAACGAUCGUACAAUCGCACUGUAAAAGCAAAUUCGUGCAGAAAGUGUGGCCAAUUUCGUACUCAAGAAACUGGCCAUAGCCAGUACAAAGGCAAAAUAUAUUGCCCUAAUAAAGAAACAAUUACGAAGGAGCAGUGGUUACAGAUUAUGAGAAGAUAACUCAUUUAUUUAUGUGUGAUACAUUCAUUUUGUUCUCUUGGUUGGAUCUGUUCUGUUUUUUAUCUUCCAGCCAUAUUUAAUGUUAAAGAGUUAUACUGUGCACUUUUUUUUAUCUUGUAUUAUUAUUAUUAUUAUUAUUAUUAUUA